This is a messenger RNA of Pelobates fuscus (common spadefoot toad), 2280 nucleotides long. RefSeq names its product syntrophin gamma 2 (gene SNTG2). Gene Ontology annotation, cellular component: intracellular anatomical structure; dystrophin-associated glycoprotein complex. The coding region runs from base 192 to 1847 and encodes 551 amino acids. The transcript has 18 exons. NCBI's taxonomy places the organism in Eukaryota, Metazoa, Chordata, Amphibia, Anura, Pelobatidae. Gene Ontology annotation, molecular function: protein binding; structural molecule activity. The record is from RefSeq and is a predicted model, not a curated record.
ACGGCUACCGGCAGCCUCUUGCAUACUGCUGCCCUGUUAUGGAUUAGUUAUGGUAGCUUAGACAAAAAGGUGUCUGUAUUCUUAUAACUUACGUAACACUGACUGUUGCCUACAAGCUCUUGGCAUUUUUGAAUAAAUGAAUGAAACAAGCCUGAGUUCUCGUUUCAGAGAAGAAUUCAUCUGCAUGGGAAAUGAAUGCUGCAGGGAAGCAGCCUCCAACCCAUCUAGAGCGGCCGGUCAGCCUUCUUGUCCCAACUUGGACUAAAACUGGUAUUGCACAAUUAUAUAAUGAAGGUUCAGAGAAUGCUUGUGAUGUACGUCUCCGACUUACCAAGGAAGCACUAACAAUACAACAACAAGACGUGAUCUGUAUUACAGGUAGUGACCACGGUACAAAUCGCAGAACUGUUACACUUCACAGAGACCCUGUUGGAGGAUUGGGUCUAAGCAUUAAGGGUGGAGCUCAGCAUAAAGUGCCUGUGGUUAUAUCAAAAAUAUUCAAGGAUCAAGCAGCUGACCAGAGUGGAAUGUUGUUCACGGGAGAUGCAGUAAUGCAGGUUAAUGGCAUCAAUGUAGAAAAUGCAACUCAUGAAGAAGUGGUUCAUUUAUUACGGAAUGCGGGAGAUGAGGUCAUUAUCACGGUUUAUUAUUACAAGGAAGCACCAUCAUUUCUUAAGCUCCCAUUAGCUGACUAUGGGGAAUUAAGAGAAAUGACUUCAAAUGGCUCACCUGACCCACCCAGUGAGCAAAGCAGUGGGACUUCUUCUCCUCUAUUUGAUAGUGGUUUACAUCUAAAUGGAAAUACUUCUAAUACGGCACCCUCAUCCCCUUCCUCACCUGCAGUGAAGGAAUUAAAAUAUGAAAAACGCUGGAUAGAUUCCCUUUCGAUUCCUCUAUCAAUGGCUCGGAUAUCAAGAUUCAGGACUUCUGCAAUAAAGUUAAGACCAAAUUCAUUUGAAUUGCUAGCAUUAGAUGGCAUUAGCUCUGGGAUUCUACAGUUUCAUACUGCACAUGACAGUGCUGACUGGCUGAGAGCAAUAUCAACAAACAUCAAUGAUCUGACACUUCAAAAUAUGAAGAUGGUAAACAAAUGCUACUCAUCAUCUGAUCAGAUCACACAUAUGGGAUGGGUCAGUGAAAAAGUGCAAGGGUCUGAUGGAUCACAUGUUUAUAAAUUCAAGUUCCUGGUACUAAAGGGUUCAUCAUUCUACAUUUUCAAGACACCACCAGUAAGCACAUUAGACUGGGUACGUGCUGAAAAAAUGUAUAACCUCUGUGAGGUUCUGUUUAAAAUUAGCAAGGUUUGGCCUGCUGAUGAAAUCUGGAUUCAAGAAAAUCUACAUUUAAGUCAUAAUCAAAAUGAGGAACUUGAUGAUCAGCGGCCAUUUUGCUUUAGUGUAUUAGUGGGACAUGGAAAAAGUCACUAUUUUAGUAUUGAGUUGGGUAGUGAUUUGCAAGCAUGGGAAAAAUCAUUCCAAAGAGCAAUAUUCACGGAAGUCCAAAGAACAGGGUCCAAAACAUAUAUGUGCACCAGUCAAGGAGAUGCAGUGUGUUUCACUGUUGACUUUGCUUCCGGAUUUACAUGUUUUGAUAGCAAAUCAAAGAACAUAGUCUGGCGGUUUAAGUUCUCCCAGCUGAAAGGCUCCUCUGAUGAUGGAAAGACACGUGUAAAACUACUUUUUCAGAAUUUUGACACCAAACAAAUUGAAAUGAAGGAGCUUGAAUUCCCCGAUGUCACAGCUGUUUUACAUUGCAUUCAUUCGUUCAUUGCAGCCAAAGUUGCAUCAAUGGACCCCAUGUUCAUUAACAGCCAAAGUAUUUCAAGAAAAUAUAUAUACAAUACGUAAUAACUGAAGAUACAAACAAUAAAUUAAUUUGAGAACUGUUUUCCUAUGGAAGCAACUUCAUGCACAAUAAACAAAAGAAUGACUUUCUGAAUAAAACAUACACUAUUUUUAAUGGUGUCUCAUGUCUGUCAAUAUAAAUUAUGUUUAUUUGCUUUAUUUAACAUUUUUUCUCAUAUGUAAUUUAUAAUGAACUCUAAAGCACAUGAUUCGUUUUCGUUUUAUGUGGAAAAUCUUAUGAAAUAGCACUUUAAAAUGGCUGCUCCCAAUUUUGGACAGAAAAUAUGAAAUAAUUUGCCAUUCAUAAAGAAAACAAAUAGCAUGCUCAUAGACUUUUAGAAUGUCAUAGAUCUAUUUAGAUAUUACUGCACUGCACUUAACUUUUGCAGUUUUAACAAUCAUUUCUGUUAAUAUAUUUUCUGAUUUUACGUAAUGU